Molecule: messenger RNA, 1939 nt
Organism: Malurus melanocephalus (red-backed fairy wren)
Lineage: Eukaryota; Metazoa; Chordata; Aves; Passeriformes; Maluridae
Gene: RASL10B
Product: RAS like family 10 member B
Exons: 2
Coding region: 1130-1762 (210 amino acids)
Molecular function (GO): GTPase activity; GTP binding
Source: RefSeq, a predicted model, not a curated record
CCGAGGGGAAAGGAGAGCUCCGUGGGGAGGGACACGGCUCUGCCUGCCGGGAAACCUCGCUGGACUCAGCUCCGUGCCAGCAGCGUCCCUGCAGUGCUGUCCUGGGAGAGCAGCAGGAGCCAGGGCUCUCUGACAUCCUGCUCCCGCAGUGCAAAGCCUUCUCCAGCUCCAGCAUCCCGGGAAACCUGCGCUGCACRAGAAAAACCACCCUGACACCGCAGCGCCGGAGCGAGCUGCCCCCAGCGCGGUGAAAUCGCUGCCGUUUGUCCGUCUGCCAGCGCUGUCAGGACUCAGAGCAGCCCAGAGGCUGCUGCUCCAUCCUYCGGUGUCUCUGAGCCCUGAGAUGUCCCCAGAGAGGGGCUGUGUCACUCUGCUCCCUCCCAGCUCCUCUCCGUGCUGCCCUCUGUGAUGGAGACCAGCCCACACCCCAAAUCCCCCCUUUUCCCUGUUCCCUUUGGUCCCAGAUCUUCUCAUUUUGGCUCAUUCCGAUGAUAMACUCAGGAAGGGCUGAUUCACGGCUCUGGAGGGGUUUGCUCAGGGAGAAGUGAUGCCUUUUCGCCUUGGAGAACCUUUCUCCUUUCCCGAAGCACUCAGGAGGGUUCUGCAGGUUCUGCCAUUCCCGGUCCUGGUCCUUUGCUGGGAUGGGAAAGUGUCUGGAAGCGAGGCAGAUUUUCAAUUUUAUAGCACAGGAAAYAAAUCCUGUUGUUCCCAGAACCCCCAAGAUUUCCUUAACAGCAUAAAUUUCUUACAGCUCCAAAUUUUGGCUGUGGAGAAGCCACUCCUGCCUGCCUCUGCCCAGGAUCCCCAUCUUGCUCUUGCAGACCCAGACCUCGAGCAGCCACUGCUCCCCUCCUGUCCCCAUGUCCCCUCCAGAGUGGCUGUCACCUUCCCCCUGUGACCCACGGAGCUGCCGAUCCCUCAGACCUCAGAUGGGCUUCAGCCCUGCCCCAAAACCCAAGAUGUAUCACUAAUUAGUACAGCUAAUUAGCAGCUCUGGAAGAUGAAGGUUUCCCAUCCUGGGUAGGGGGCUGCAUUCAGCCCCGCUCCUGGAAGCAUCAGGCGUGGAAUUGGGACUGACAAAUCCUGUUAGCUCUACCCCGGAUUAACGAGGGGGAUAAGGGAUCUCGAGAUGGGGGAAUGGUCUCUGGGGAUGGGGGAAUGGAGGGCUCAGGAGCUGUGGAGGCAGACACAGAUGGGGUCAGGGCAGAGAAGUGAGUGCUGGAUGUUUGGGCUGGAGAACGUGCAGCCCCCCUGCUUCCUGCUGGCACCUCCUUGGGGUCCCCAGGGCAGGGCAGGGCAGGGCAGGGCAUCCCCCGGGCACGGCAGCGGGGCUGAGCCAGGAUUGAUCCCUCUCUGCACCUUGCAGGAGUGGGCGGACGUGUGUUGCAGGGGGCUCCGGAGCGUCCAUGCCUACAUCCUGGUCUAUGACAUCUGUUGCUUUGACAGCUUCGAGUACAUCAAAACCAUCCGCCAGCAGAUCCUGGAAACAAGGGUCAUCGGCACCUCGGAGACGCCCAUCAUCAUCGUGGGCAACAAGCGGGACCUGCAGCGGGGCCGGGUGAUCCCGCGCUGGAACGUCUCCAACCUGGUGAAGAAGACGUGGAAGUGCGGCUACAUCGAGUGCUCGGCCAAGUACAACUGGCACAUCCUGCUGCUCUUCAGCGAGCUCCUCAAGAGCGUGGGCUGCGCCCGCUGCAAGCACGUCCACACCACCAUCCGCUUCCAGGGCGCCCUGCGCAGGAACCGCUGCACCAUCAUGUGAGCGCCCCCCGCCCCUAAGGGACCCCCGGCCGGGCCGCUGUGGUCACCCAUUCUCCGUGGUCACCCAUUCUCCGUGGUCACCCAUCCUCGGGGCCCGCCGGCGUGUCCGCUCUCCGGGCGGUGGGAGCGGUGCUGGAGGCACCUUGUGGCGUUGGCCUCUCCUGCGGGGACAUUUGGG